AUGACGAUACACUCAGCUCUCUCAACGCAUUUAAUUAGUCUUUCAAGUUUAUCAAACUCCUCAGGAUCUCCGGAACUUGAUUUGAAUCAAAUUGUUUUGAGAAAAAAAAUUAUACUAUCUUCAUCAACAGAUACUAGUAUAUCUAUUUUGAAUAAUUCUACUUCAUCCAAACAAGACAAUCAACAAAGCUCUGAACAUCAACAAAUUUUAAUUGAGAAUUCAAAUCAAUGGCAGACCCCAGAAUCAAAGAAUCUAAUAAAAUUUCAAAAGACUCCUGGCAAAACAAAACGAAGGAUCGGUGCUAGGUCAAGCCAAUCUUCGGAAAUUUUCAGGUUUUCUCUGCUUUUUAUUUCAAAAAAUAUUUUUUCUAGUGCUUUGCAAAAACGAGUUCUCACCGAGAUGGGCAUUAAACCGGAGGGCCAGAGUAAGCGAAAUACACUGAACCAAUGGCUUCAAUUUGGACAAUUUGUCCGAUUUAAACCGCUUUAUGAGGGCUCAUAUGCUGAACCACUCAAUUCUGCGUCCAUAAUUUAUGUGUGUGAAUUUUGUCUUACUCAUUUCUUGUCAUUGCAACUGUUUAAAACUCACGUGAAAUUCUGUCCGUGUUGCUUUCCUCCAGGCAACGAAAUAUACAGGGACGUAGACGAGGGAAUUUGCAUUUGGGAGACGUAUUGUCGAAAUCUUUGUUUAAUGGCCAAAUUGUUCAUGUCGUCUAAAACACUUUACCACGAAGUGGAUACAUUUACUUUCUACAUUCUUGCUGAAAUUUCAACGAGAGGUUGUGUGACUGUCGGAUAUUUUUCAAAAGAAAAGAAUCCAAGUAAAAAUAACAAUCUCAGCUGUCUUCUAACAUUACCUCAUGCUCAAGGGAAAGGAUAUGGAAAAUUGUUAAUUGAUCUCAGUGGGAAGAUUUUUUUGUUUUAUUUAUUUUCUAUUUUAAGGCUAUCAAUUUUCAAAACUCGAACACAAAAUUGGUUCUCCAGAACAUCCCUUAUCUGA
Molecule: messenger RNA, 999 nt
Organism: Meloidogyne enterolobii
Lineage: Eukaryota; Metazoa; Nematoda; Chromadorea; Rhabditida; Meloidogynidae
Source: the annotation of a GenBank genome assembly